Molecule: messenger RNA, 2203 nt
Organism: Tricharina praecox
Lineage: Eukaryota; Fungi; Ascomycota; Pezizomycetes; Pezizales; Pyronemataceae
Exons: 5
Coding region: 414-2039 (541 amino acids)
Biological process (GO): endocytosis; Golgi to endosome transport
Cellular component (GO): clathrin vesicle coat; endosome; plasma membrane
Molecular function (GO): clathrin binding; phospholipid binding
Source: RefSeq, a predicted model, not a curated record
AUGAGGUAUGUAGAGUAAACCGUGACUUUUCUGCAGAUCACCACAGCCGCGACAAUUUCAUGUUCAAAGACGGUGGAUUUGUAAUCUAUCGCUUUCGUGCAAUAGCAACCCAGUGGGAGUUCCGUCGCUGAUACAUUUUCCCCUUCUUCCCUCCAUUGCUGUUGGUUUUGGCGGUGGUGGUGGUGCAGGUAGAACUCUACUCUAGUGCAGGGUGCUUGCGAGCCGAAAUAGGCGGAGCCACAGCAGCCAGCAGCAGCAGCCACGACCACCUGGCACGUUUCACACCUCUACCCCCCCCCCCCCACUCCACCUUACCUCACCCGACUUCAACGCUCGCCAUCGACAACUACCUCCACCACCACCUCCUCCACCUCCACCUCCACCUCCACCACCCCGCACUCGAAAUUCCCACGAUGGACGUGAUUCGCGACGCGAUCAAUAAUGUCUCCCUCUACGAAGUCAAGGCUGCCGUACGGAAGGCGCAGAAUGUUGUGAUGAACUACACCGAAAUGGAGGCGAAGGUCCGGGAAGCGACAAAUAAUGAGCCCUGGGGAGCUUCGUCCACACUCAUGAACGAGAUUGCGAGUGGAACGUAUAAUUACCAAUUGCUCAACGAGAUUAUGCCAAUGAUUUACAAACGGUUCACUGAGAAGUCGGCCGAGGAGUGGAGGCAGAUCUACAAGGCUCUGCAACUCCUCGAAUUCCUGAUCAAGAACGGCGCCGAGCAGGUUAUCGACGAUGCGCGCUCGCACCUGUCGACCAUCAAGAUGCUGCGCCAAUUCUACUUCAUCGAUCAGGCCGGCAAGGACCAGGGCGUCAACGUCCGCAACCGCGCGAAGGAGCUCGCGGACCUACUCUCGGACGUCGACAAGAUCCGCGCUGAACGGAAGAAGGCGAGGCAGACAAAAAGCAAGUACAUCGGCGUCGAGGGCGGAGGUGCUGGAGGUUUCAGCACGAACAUGGGUGGCAUGAGCAGCAAUCGCAACAGCGGCAGCAGGUUCGGCGGGUUCGGCAGCGAGUCGGCGGACUUUGGCGGGUACAAUGGCGGCGGGGGUGUCUACGGUGAUGGCGGUGGGUUCAGCGGAAGGGCGACGGGUGGGUUCCAGGAUGAGGGGGGGUCCACCUCGAGGUCGGAUUCGAGGGGCGCGCAGAAGUUUGAUGAGUACGACGAGUACGACGAUGGAGGCACUACUUCCUCGCGCCGCGCCGCGCCACCACCACCACCGAGACGGCAAGAAGCGGCCGCCGUGAAGCCAUCUCCCCCACCACCAAAGAAGAAGCAGCCCGCUCCCGAGGUCGAUCUUCUCGGAAGUGACGAUGCUUUCGCGCCUGCUCCUUCGGGUCGAGUGGCGGCGGCACCACCAUUGCAAGCCGCUACCUCUUCCGCCGCAGCAGACUUUGACGACUUUGACGACUUCCAGUCCGCAGCGCCCCCGAAAACCCAGUCGAUGCCAGCAAUUCCGUCGAUGCCCUCGUUCUCCACACCGAUGCCACCUCCCCUGACAUCAUCCGCCUCGAGCCUCAGCAUCGUCCAUCCGAAGCCGGUAUCCAGCAACGACCGCUCUGACAUGAGAACCCUGACCGGCUUCACCUCGCCGCCAAUAUCCACGACGCCCUCAGCCUUUGGCACCCCCGCCAUCACGCCCUCCACCACGGGGAGCGGCAUAGGCAACAUGGGGAUGGUGGGCGGCAUGACGGCGAUGAAGCCCUCCAACACCGGCUUCCAACCCGCAGCGCCGAACUACUUCACCUCGGUCCCAGUCGCGGCCAACACCCCCGGCUCCCCUCUCUCCCCCAGCACUACGACACAGCCAAAGAAGGCCUCUGGCGACGCUUUCGGAAGCAUCUGGAACCAGGCCAGCGUGGGCAUCAAGAAGUCGGCCACCCCAACCGCAAAGACGCCAAGUCUCCAGACUAUGGCCAAGGAGAAGGCCACCGCAGGCAUCUGGGGAACCGGACCUGCGGCGGGAUCCACGGCCGCUGGCAAUAAACCUCCAGCGAAUAGUGGCGGGAAUGGACUCGAGGAUCUGUUGGGUUAGGGGGCCGGGGCCUGCAGGACGUGAAAAUGGGGAGUGUUUCGUUCGUUCCUUCGAGGUGGCGGCGGCGGCGGCAUACGCAAUGGUAGUAGUGGCACUGGACUUGGUUUUCACUUGCGAUAUUUUGCGGGUUCAUUCGUUUAUUUUCUUGUAGCUCUUUUGCGAGG